Molecule: messenger RNA, 7114 nt
Organism: Carcharodon carcharias (great white shark)
Lineage: Eukaryota; Metazoa; Chordata; Chondrichthyes; Lamniformes; Lamnidae
Product: activity-dependent neuroprotector homeobox protein-like
Exons: 5
Coding region: 263-3139 (958 amino acids)
Biological process (GO): regulation of gene expression
Cellular component (GO): nucleus
Molecular function (GO): DNA binding
Source: RefSeq, a predicted model, not a curated record
UCCAGGUGGAAUCGAGCGCCAUUUUGUCAAGAACGUUACGGUUCUGAAGUGAAUUUAUGACAAAAGAUAAGAAAUUAGAAAAAAAUCAUUAAGCAUUUGACUGCGUAACAGCGAGCAGCGGAAAGUUGGAAAACGGGUUAAGUCUGAGUACAGCUAACCACGUGAUCAACUGGUAUUUAUUCUAUUUGACGGGCUCUCAGCAAAUGCCAGUGAAGGCAGGCCAAGUGGGGGCGGGAUUUGGCUUGUUUCAGUGACAGUAAAAAUGUAUCAGCUUCCUGUAACCAAGCUGGAAACUAUCAGGAAAUCUAGAAAGAAGGUGAAGAGGAUCCUGUCAGAUAUUGGUCUUGAAUACUGUAAAGCACUAUUGGAGGAAUUUAAAAGUUAUAAUCCAGGGGAUUACUACAUUAAGAACACAUCAUGGAGCGAUUUUUCAAUAUGGCAACCAAGUAAAAAGUCAAAGGCCUACCGAGCAAAACCAUAUUGCUGCAGCCUGUGUGAUUUUUCAACAAAAUUUAUUUCUGCUUACAAGAGUCACAUGCGAUGUACCCAUGAGGAUGAAAUGGAUGUGGAACUGAUGGUUAGCUGUCCUAAUUGUACAUUUAUCUCUCAUCCCAAGAGCAUGAAAAAACAUGUUAAAAUAUUCCAUUCUGAUUCUCGGAAAGUGCACAGUGUUGCUAACCAUGUGAAUACAGAUCAGAUAAGACAGAUCCAACCCAAAAUGUUUCAGGGCAAAAUGUCAAACCUAGUCCAGCCUGUUUAUUUUUGCCGAGUAUGCUCAUACAAAGAUGUAUCAUUGUAUGCCAUAAAGAAACAUGUUUUUCUCUCUCACUUUGGUAAUUUAGUAAAUACUUACAUUGGUCAGGUAGAGGAACAGGUACUACUUUCUGUAUAUAAGUACUUUUGUAAAGGAUGCCAAAUGAAAAUGGUCACCUAUGAUGCCUUACUGUAUCACAUUCUGGAUAGACAUAAGGAAGUGGAAGGUCCGGUAAAAGCUACAGUUGGACAUAUAACAGAGCUGAGACCUAGGCUACACAUUGCUCCUAAGCCUCAGGUGAACAAUGCUUCUCUUCCAGUGCUUCCCAGUGUGGGAUCAGCAGUAUCAUCACCUAAUGCCAUACUAACUGGGCACGUGCUUUCAUGUGUGAAGUCGACUGCAUCGACACCCAAUGUCAGACCAAUUGGACCAGUAUUUUCAUGUGUGAAAUCGCCAGCCAAUAUUACCCCACCUGUACCAUCAACUUCCUGUGUGAGAUCACCUGUAACAGCACCCAUGCAACAGACAGUUAAUUUAUUGACACUUCCUCAAAAUAUUAAGCCAGUAACUUUGGGAUCAUUAAGGCCAAAUAUGAAUUCUUUCCCUUUACCAAACAAUAUAAUUCCAGUAACUGUAUCCACAGCUGGUGGUACUCCAAAACCAGCACAUGUUAACCUUGUGUCUGCUACUUUUCAGGUCACCCAGAAUAACCUCACAAUCCGAGCAGUAGGUCCAGUCCUUCCUCAGGCGUUUUUGAUGCCACAGGGAUUGACCAUGGACCAUACAGUAGGAACCAAUAUUCCAGGAAAUGCCCUUCCAGCUGGUUCACAAACAGUGAGACAUUUGAUCCAGAGCAGCAAACAUGUCAAUGGUGUACCUGCAUACACUCUAACCCCAGUUCAGUUUUCUUUGCCUAUUGCCCCAGGUGAUAUAACGGGUAACAAAGCUGGAGUGAUUUCUACAACACAAGUGCCACUUAAUAUUUCCCAAACAAAUACAAUUACUUCUGGUUCUCAACAACAAACAAAAGGAUCUUCCCCUGAAAUUAUAGUUACAUCUGGAGCAGUGGGACAGAAAUGGAGUGCACGAGUACCUACAGUCGUAGAUUUGACAACACAAAAUACCAAGGCUCAGCAGUGGAAGAGUUGCUCAGUGUGCAGUGCAUUGCUGCCACUGAGUGCUUAUGAUAAUCAUGUUGCGACAGCACACAAAGUUGUGGAAUGUUCUGACAAACCUGAGAAGAUUGUAGCCUGUGCUACUUACCUGCAGAGAGUACGUGCUCACAUAAGUAAGUGUCUUUUCUGUAGAAGCUAUGUGGAUAAAAAUGUGCUAAUUUCCCACUUACUAAUGCAUGGCCUGACUUGUUUAUUCUGCUCUUUGACAUUCCAUGACCUCUCAAAGCUUUCAGAACACGUGAAGGUCUUGCAUGCUGGGCUGAGAUUUGAAGCUGUUGAAAAUGUUAAAGAUGGAGUUUCAACCACCAAUGAAAUAAAUGGUGGCAGUUUUAACUUUACUAUUAAGUUGCCAGAAGCUAAAAUGGGUCCUAAUGACAUUCACUUGACACUUAUUCCAAACAAAAUGUCUUCUCCUCAUGCACCUUUAGUAAUUGAGGUAUGCAGACAAAAAGAAGAAAUUCAUGUAAAAGAUUCUAUAGUAGAAGAGCCUCAACAUUCAAAAUGUCCCUUUUGUUCAAAACACUUCUCAAACUCAAAAUAUGAAAGCCAUUUGCAGGAAGAUCACCACGUAGCAUCCAUGAUUCAUCCACUGCUGAAAAUACCAGCUUUCAAGUGUAUUCACUGUCUUGGUGUGUACACAGAUAGCAUGACAACUUCAACAAUAUCUCUUCAUCUGUUGCGUUGUAGAGGCCUUAAUAAACAGCAAAAUAACACUUUGCAAAAAAGUGGUGUUCAAUCGAAGCGUGAGUUUCCAGAAACUGCCAAAAAGUACAAGAAUGAACUUUCAAAUGGGGAUAAGAGAGAUUUGGCAUUGCCUCCUCCUAAACGAAUAAAGGCUGAUGUGAUGGGAAACACUUAUGAAGUUUCCCCUGCGAUAUUGAAUGACACUGCAAGCACUUCACAUUCUCCACCAUUAUCAGACCCAUCUACAGUCUUGGCGCUGGUACCAAAAGGCUUUGAGGAACGCUCUUAUGAAGAAAGGAAGCUAUUCCUACUUGACUACUUUCACAAGCAACCAUACCCCAGUAAUAAAGAAAUUGAGAUGUUAUCUUCAGUCUUAUGGCUGUGGAAGAGUGAUGUUGCUCUUAUGUUCAGCACUAAACAAAGGCUGUGCUUGAAAGCAAUGAAGUACAAACCAUUUGUGCUUUUGGGAUUCAACAUGACUGAAUUAAGGAAAGUGAAACACAAUCUAAAACUGGGUGAGAUUUGAUUGUGAAAACAGCUGCCAAGGUUUGUACAAACUUGCAUAAGCAGUCUGCAUCAAGCAGAAAUGAUGGCAAGGGUGGUCCACAGAUUUUGUGGCAUAAGCACAUGGAGCCAUCUGUACUCUUGGACAAUCAAAAUAGAAGAGUAAAUGGCAGAUCAUUUUGCUUUUGGUGGGGGGGUGCGGUGUGCCUUUUAUUCCACACUUUAGUUUCCAACAACAAGUAAUAUUAGCCAGAGACCAAGGUGAACCUAUGGAAAUGUCUAACAUGAAUCCUACCUAAAGCCAAAACUAUUGUCAUGUUUAUUUAAAACCACUUAAUAUACUGUCUGGUAACUUGUGGUUUGCAGAAAUAUGUAACCUUAUAUAUAAAAGCAAGAGGAAUUUGUUGGUAUUAUGCAACCGUACAUGAUAGGUUAUUCUGCCAGUAUGUUGCUGCAGGAUGAGAUUAAUGUACAACCUUGUGAUCUUUGCUCAACCACAUUUGCAAAGCAAUCUGUCUGCCUUGCCAUUUAUAUAUUUUUUAACAUGGUUGAUGUGGAAGUCUCCUUCCUCUGGGAAAAUGCAUUGAAGUAUCUGCAUUCAGGAGAGCAAGAAAAAUACAACAACUUUGAUCAUGCUUACUGCAAAGUUGCUUUUGGCAUAGCCUUUGUUGCCUCUUUGCACAAGCAUUGCUUUGCUCAUUUUAUUGUUUCAAAUAAUUAUUAAUGAAGGUUUUAAAUGCCUCUUUCCUUGUUUUAUCUACUUACGGCAGAAUUUGGUAUUUAACCCCUCAAUCACUAAACGUCAGAGCACUCUCACUGCCCCAUAACUAAUAAGAAUUGCAAAUCAUUUAAGCCUCUAAAGUAAUUUCCAAUCACUUGCAUUUUCAUAAAAUAUUUAAUAAAAAUGAGGUUUUACUGCAGAAGGUUUGGGUGUUGAAGUUAUAAUAAAUACGCUGUAAAAAGGACACAUUGUGAAUAAUUGCACCAAUGACUAAAAGGAAUCCUAGGACUGUUCAUUUAAAAAGCAAUUUUUGUUGCUGCAAUUAAAGUAUAAGCUAUUGUUUUCUACCCUCAUCUGUCAAUUCUAAAAUGUUUAAACACAAACAACUUUUUUGUUAAACUGAUUUGAUACCUGCUACUGUAUUGACUCUACUAGGCAAUAACCUAACAAAUAUAUAGGAAUGGAGGAAAUGAAUAACGAAUGAGUGCUGUCUGAUCACUGGACUGCACAUCUGAACAUUUCAAAAAUAGGUUGCUUGUUAUUUAAAUAAUGCUCAGAUGUGACAUUGAUUUUAGUUUUUCAUGCUGAAGAAUUUUACAUAAACUCAGAUCUUGUUUCUAAAUGUUGUCAAAGUUGCAUGUUUUUUCAAUUGAAGGCUGUUUAUUAGAAUAUAAUCUGAAAUGUAUAUCAUUCCUGAAUGCAGAUUUAAGGGCAAGAAAAUGAUGCCUACCAUUGUCAACAGUAAACUGGGUACAUUUUACAGAUAGGAAGGCUCCAUCCAAGCUGGUGUAACAUUAAUUUAAACAAACAACACUCUUGCCCACUACCUUUUUUAAAAAAAAGUUCUUAUCUGAAAUCUUUUCCCCUCUACUCCAGAGUGCCACGUAUGAGUUACACUAAGUGCUGGCUUUCUGUCAGUCUAAAUCUGAGCAGAUUCAUUUGCAGUUUCCUAAUUGUGAAAUUUGUGCUCCUUAUAGAGUCUUAAUAGUGCUUGCAAGGGCACUUUUUUUCAACUAAUAGAAAUUGCACCCAAUAGCAUUCUAUAAAGUUGAGUUUGGAAUGUCACCAAUCACGCGCCCUGCAAAGUUUGCAUUCUUAUAUCAAGAUAUGAAAUUUGAAACUAGUUUUUGAGAAAUACUUAAUAUUUGCUCUUCUGGCUUUGUGUAAUAUGUUUAAAUCAACUACUGAUUUUGCUCAGUUUGAAUUAUAAAUUGCUAAAUCCAACCCAUUUUUGUAGCCUGACAGGCGUUUGAUUCUGAUUGAGAUGUUGCAAAGUUCUGUGUUGUCACUUGAAGCUAGUGACACUUAUCAGCAACAUUGUUAUAUUGAUUACUUCAUUUUUAUGUGAAUACCCUUUAAUUUUCAGAUCAAAGCACUGACUUGCCUCGUUUGCCUUGUCUGGUUCAUUACUCGGGGCUGAUUGUGAAUUGAUUCAAAGCAGUGAAGAUCUUUGCAGCAGCAGACAACUGCUGUUCAUGAGUAAUGCCUAAUGGGAGGAAAAGAAACAAAUUGCAGUACCUGUCGUCUUCAAUUUUUAAAAAAACGCAUCAGGUUUUUUAAGCCAUUUUUAAUUACUAUCUUUACUCUUAAUUUUUUCAUAAUUCUUCGUUCCAAAUAAAUGCCUGCGAUCAUCUAUAAACAAAGAUACAAGAAUUUCAUUUGGCUUAUUUCAUAUACCUUUCUUUCAUGAGCAAAGACUUGAGUUUGGAAAAUAGUUGAGUAAAAUGACGUGUAGUAGAGGCUAUCUGUAUCCAUCAAAUAUCCAUCAAAUGUUGACUGUCUCUACAUAAAUAUUAGAUCAACUCCUUUUGUGCCAAAUCAUUUUUAUUUUUCAAGCCUUACUGACAUUUUGCUUCCUACAACUCUGCUUAGUAAAGAAUAGGGCAUUGAUAAUCCUGGGUGUGAACCUAUGUCCCACUGAGUUUUACCAUAUCUCAUUAAUUGAGUCAAGCUGAAUCAUCAUCACAUCUUGUACUGUGCCACUUUUAGUUUGGGAAGCAUAACUGAGUUUUGUGGAGAAGGCAGGAGAGUAAAAUGAGGUGGUCAGCAAGAUACACAGCAGCUAGAACAUGAGUUAUAUGUUGUGUGGCCUAUAGUCAAGAUGGGGCAUCAGUUGCCAGUUAGGAAAAAUAAAAAAAACAAAGAUGAGCAUAUUUGGUUUGACUAUAAUUGUAUUCUGAUUUAUAAAUGACUUGUUUUCAAAUUGUUCUUAAUCACUAAAGAUUAGUCUACACCAUGAAUAUUGACAGCCUAUUCAAUUAAACAAUAAUUUAAUUCAUUCUUGUAGGUUGAGAGUUUUCAAAGUGAACUAUUUACUUCCUAAAUAGUUGGCUUUUAAUGUACUGUAUAGCCUUGAUAUUGACUCACUUUAGUGCAGUAUCUUUCACAUUUACAUGGCUUUAUAACUUAAUGAUUUUAAUCCUUUAUUCCCUACUUAGCAGUUAAACUCCCCCUGUGUGCUCCCACGCAAUUAAAUUUUUCCCUUUAUGGAAGAGAAAAUUAGUACUUUACAUGAUAGGACAACGGAUUGCUCUUGUUAACAUACCCAUAUUUAAAAUUUAAGUUUGAGCAAAAUUAGAUUUAAAAUCCUUGCAUUAGACUAGUCUGAUAAUGACUUUUUUACUUUGAUAUAUUUAAACACAAGGUAUCCAUAAAGAAUCUAAACAAUGUUAGUCUUUCAGAAUAGCAAAAGCUUUCUUAAAUGUACUUGAGAGGUGGUGAUGCUCAAGGCAGAAUGAUAGAAUUUGUUUCUACGCUGCUUUUAUCGCUUAAUUAAAUAGACGAGUUUUGCAUUUUUAUAAAGGGUGCAUAUUAUUGAGCAUACAUGACGUGUUUUAUUUGUAUGUCCAUUUACAUGCACCUCCAGCAACUGGCUCGUAAUAUAAGAUGGUUAAGCUGUCACUUGUUUUUACUUGUUGGUUGGUUUGCCAUUGUACACCCGAUAUGGUUUGUCCUAGUUUGUUCACAUAGUUGUUGUAUAUUCAGUAUGAAAAGGUGCUUGUGGUCCAUGCAGUUCAGCGUUGUAUUGACAGAUUUUUUUUGUGCAGCUUGUUAGUGAUGUAAUUAUUUGUACAUAGCACUAAAUACGUUUUUAAAGCAUUUUCUCUGUAUUUGUGCAGUGAUUUGUUUUGUAAAAUUACCUUUUCCCAGGGCAGAAGACCUUUUUAUGAAGUACUAUAUUAGGGUUUGGGGUUUUAUGGCCUUUUUAUAUUCAUUCAUUGUGAGUAGUUGAAUUUUGCUUAAGUACAAAAAUAAAAAUAAACACAAAAAAUAAAA